CAACCUGUUCACUCUCGCGUUCCCAAGUGAAAGUUCUUUUCUCGCUCUUUUGGGUCUCUUUCUUCUGUGGUUGGGGUUCGUGGGCAGACGCAGUGCUUCCCAAGAACAAAGUGACAAAGCAGCAAAAGCCGAUUUCGACUUUUCUCGACUGCUGGCAGGCUGGUUGGAUUGCUUUCUCAACUGGGUCAAAGCAUUCAAUUGGGUGGUUGCGUUCCUGGGUGACAGCUCCUGUUGAAUUCACAAAACCCGCCCCCCACGAAGGUUUUUACACCGUAGACGAUAGGCGUCCCUUCUCUUUCUUUGUUUCUUUCACGGGCUUUGCUUGCUUCGGCCAGAGCUCUCUCUCUUUUCCUCUGUUUUUUCACCCCUCCUCUGGCCUUUUAUUUCUCUCCCCUUUAUAGCUGUUUCCGAAAUUGGGGAGCUUUGAGCUGUUCUUGUUAUCUCCUUCUAUUCACCCGCCCACCCUUUUGCUCUGUUGGGUGAGAGAAUAGGCGAGGUUGAAUUUUGGGUCCGUGUUUUCUUGAUUUCUGGUGAUGGGUUCUUGCUUGAGUUCUCAGAUCAUAGCUGAGAGUCCUCUCCACAAAGGGGUGAAUUUUUUUAAUCGUGGAGAUGGAAAUGAUUCGAGUGAUGCGAGCAGCAGGGCCUCCUCUCUUUCCGUACCUCAAACCCCUCGAACAGAGGGCGAGAUAUUGCAGUCGUCCAAUCUAAAGAGCUUCGCCUUUAAUGAUCUCAAGACGGCGACGAGGAAUUUCCGUCCGGACAGUGUGUUGGGUGAAGGAGGGUUUGGUUGUGUUUUCAAAGGGUGGAUUGAUGAGCAGACUUUUACAGCCGCUAGGCCUGGAACUGGCUUGGUGAUUGCGGUAAAGCGGCUGAACCAAGAGGGACUUCAAGGUCACAAGGAGUGGUUGGCGGAAAUCAACUACUUGGGUCAGCUGUAUCAUCCUAAUCUUGUGAAGUUGAUUGGUUUCUGCUUUGAGGAUGAGCAUCGCCUUCUUGUAUAUGAAUUCAUGCCUCGGGGAAGCUUGGAGCAUCACUUGUUUAGGAGGAGUUCCUAUCAUCAUCCGCUUGCUUGGAAACUGCGUAUCAAGGUUGCUCUUGGUGCUGCUAAGGGACUUGCAUUCCUCCAUGAUGACCAAGCGAAAGUUAUCUACCGAGACUUCAAAACUUCCAACAUCUUGCUCGAUGCAAACUUUGACGCUAAACUCUCAGAUUUUGGAUUGGCCAAGGAUGGUCCGACAGGUGGUAGGAGCCACGUCUCUACAAGAAUCAUGGGUACUUACGGAUAUGCUGCUCCUGAGUACAUGGCCACAGGGCAUUUGACCGCAAAAAGCGACGUGUACAGUUUUGGGGUGGUCCUUCUUGAAAUGUUGUCUGGUCGACGGGUAGUGGAUAAAAACAGACCAUCCGGAGAGCAGAAUCUUAUAGAAUGGGCCAAACCUUAUCUCUCGAGCAAGCGCAAGAUUUUCCAUGUCAUGGAUGCUCGUAUUCGGGGCCAGUACUCAUUGAGCGGAGCGCUGAAAGCAGCUACAAUUGCAGUCAAAUGCCUCUCACUGGAGGCCAAGUCCAGGCCCAACAUGAAGGAGGUGGUGAGAGCUCUGGAGCAACUCCAGGACUCCGAAGCGAGAGCAAUAACCGAAGCCCAACAGAACGCCAACAGAAACACACAUGCCGGUCCCAAGUACCGCCGAAGAAGCACCACCGACAUUAGUGAUGUCAAACCCACCAUAUAUACUCGGCCAUCUCUUUCUCCCGUUCAUACAUGAGCCAACUCGGCGAACUCAUCUUCUUUUCCAUGUGCACCGUCCGGUGCUACAACUCAAUUGACGGUAUGGACACACUUGCAUAUAUCGCAUUCUGUUCGUUGCUGUACAGCUGCUGUUUUUGCUUUUGGUUUCGCAUUGACGAAUAUAACAGCAUCGUGAGGGAGAGAUGGAAAGCACAGAUUCAAGCCGGAGCAGCUACAUUCGGGUGGCUAUUUUUCCAUGGCUGACGAACAUGCUAGGCCUUUGUUUGUUGUCAUUUUGUGAUGUAUCAGUCCUCAUCUAUCGUAACAUAUUCCAUAAAUUCCCCAUCGGGGGUGUAUUCUCUUAUGUGUAUACAAAGUCGUUGUACUUCGGCCACA
Molecule: messenger RNA, 2122 nt
Organism: Eucalyptus grandis
Lineage: Eukaryota; Viridiplantae; Streptophyta; Magnoliopsida; Myrtales; Myrtaceae
Product: receptor-like cytoplasmic kinase 176
Exons: 6
Coding region: 534-1763 (409 amino acids)
Biological process (GO): protein phosphorylation
Molecular function (GO): protein kinase activity; ATP binding
Source: RefSeq, a predicted model, not a curated record